Blastomyces gilchristii SLH14081 is the source of this 6424-nucleotide messenger RNA. RefSeq names its product CMGC/DYRK/DYRK2 protein kinase. Gene Ontology annotation, biological process: peptidyl-serine phosphorylation; peptidyl-threonine phosphorylation. The record is from RefSeq and is a predicted model, not a curated record. The transcript is spliced from 4 exons. Gene Ontology annotation, molecular function: protein serine/threonine/tyrosine kinase activity; ATP binding; protein serine/threonine kinase activity. Bases 756 to 5189 code for a protein of 1477 amino acids. Lineage: Eukaryota; Fungi; Ascomycota; Eurotiomycetes; Onygenales; Ajellomycetaceae.
CAGAUUUCAAACAUAAGACCACCCGCAAUUCGGAGGGUAUUGGUGGCUUGUUGAUAGGGGAGGAGGUUCAGCCCCCCCCCAAGGUUUCCCUAACGACCGAGCUCUGGCUCAAGCAGCAGCAAACCAUCAACGGCGUGACCUGACGAAAGUAACUGCUCACAUCAACCUCCUCUCAACGUCUGACUUCCACCACUUACACACACACACACACACACACACACACACACACACACACACACUCUCUCUCUCUCUCUCUCUCUCUCUCUCUCUCUCUCUCUCUCUUUUUCUCUUUCUCUCUCUCUCUCUUCUCUCUUUAUCUCGACACACAUAUCCUUCCAAACGGGCGAACAGUUGAUCUGUUCUCUCGUUGCCCUUCACCCUGACCCUUGUCGAGUCUUCUACAUUCGUUUGGUCCGAAAGACUCGCUCUCUCAUCCAUGAAAGUUCGAUGUUUAGCGAUGGAUCGGUAGCGUAUCCUACAAAGAUCGCGACUCGGUUGCUCGGCCCUUCCAGUCUCGCCAAUUUGCUGGAUGUAUUGAUAGUUUGAGGAAUCGUCGUAUCACAGUCAGUCGUGCCAGUGACGACGUGAGAGAGCAAAAAGUUCGGUGUGGUCUGGGGAAUUCUGGGGCAAGAGUGCGGGUGUGCUUCGGCGGCAGAUAAGCACAAUAAAUAGAUACUGACUGGCUCGUGGACGCUCAUCGACCUCUUCCUACGCACGCACACAUACCGAAAGUGGAAAAAAUAAAAGUAAAAAAAAUGCCUCUACAGAAAAGCAUGCCGCAGAGGCCUUCUCGGUCAAAAUCCUCCUCCAAUCCACCUCCCCACAACGAUGAUUCUGGCUCUGGAGGUAGGCAUUUGCCCGUUCAGCCAAAGUUCUCCGCUCUAGCCAAAACCCAGGCCGCGAAGACUAACAGACGGGUGGAAGCAGUGGAGGUUUCUCCCUCAAGAAGGGUACAGAAAAAUUCGUCCUCGGGUAGUAUAACGACAGACAGUUCCAAUUCUAGCUCGUUGCCUUUUAGGAAUAGCACGGAGCAGCGCGUUGCUGUUGCCCCGGCGCGCAGGAGGCUGUCAAUUAGGGAGCAGAACACGGCUGUAGGGCCGCGAAAUGGAGACCCUGUGAAACGCAGUACAUUCACCAAUUAUUCGAAUCCUCAAAUGUAUUCCGAGAGCCCUUCCAUUCAAUCCUCUACAUUUCAUGGACACGCAGAAAACUCGAACUCUCCCUUGAGUUUUAGUUCAGCAACAGCUAGUGGUUCAUUGAAGGAUGAGGGUCAGACUCCCCCCGAUAACAGCGACUUCCUUACGCCAAUUAGUUUCGACGAUUUCCAUAAUAGUAUCAUGUCGAAAGAACCAAAUUUAAGCCAUUUCCCUCUUUCUCUGGGUAGCAGCUAUGAUUCGAAACCUCCGGCUCCACGGUCGACCCCGCGAUGGCAAAGUCAACAGCAACCACAAAAUGGGAGCCAUGUCCGGACGGUACAACUGGCACGAAGAGAAAGCAAUGCUUCGCGGAGCACGAUGGGGAGUGUAACUGCGGUAAAUGGAAAUACCCAGACUCAAGCAACGACUGCGUCUCGCCCGCGUCGUCUAAGUCACGCUCCUCCUCCUACCUCGACUGUUACAACGUCACGACCGCCUAGAAAAUCUAUUGGACCAGGUAAUUUAAUUUCCGACAAUGGAGAUCGCCCCCCACGGAGAAGACCAAGUUUAUCAGCAAGGAAAAACAUGGCGGAUGCAAAUCGCCCAGGCCAGGCGAGUUUCGCCCCUCAAAACUUUGGGGCAGGUGGGCCUUCCGAACCCUCGACGUUUUUGAAUACACCAAGGUAUCAGAAAUCAAAAUCGCUACAGCCACCUUCCCGGACAGCUAGGGAUAGCAAGGAUAGUCUUAUCAUUCCAUCUACGGGGUCAGUGCCUUUGAGGUCUUCAUCAAAUAACGCUGUUCGAACUCCAGCUAAAAGUGGAUUAAACCGGACAACGACACCAUCCUCAUCAAAGCGGAUCUCUGUUAUGCCACCACAUGCUACCGGCUUGGGAGCGCGAACAAUCAGUCCCACUGAUGCUAGACGUAUGAAACGAAUGUCAUUGAUGCCCCAACCUCCUCCAAUGCCACAUACACCUCCAACGCAGCAAGAAAUUGUGCUUCCCCGACCUCGUUCUUCGGCCCAGUCUCCAUCCAUGAUACCGAGGAAAAGCGUUACUCCUUCCUCUUCAAGGACCACUCCUGACCCUCAUCGGAAAUCCUAUAGCUCGGGGAUUUCAUUAUCCUCCAACACUAGUUAUAAUUCUGCUCGAAAUUCUAAUGGGUCGUUACAACCCAGACUUUCGCAGAAUAUUUCGACUUCUAGGUUGCCAACUCCGAAACCCCGUACCGAGAACACGUCUAAUAACGAUGAGGAAGAGGUUCCUCCAGUUCCAGCGAUCCCCAAGGCAUACGAGUCACCUAAAACUGAAGGAGAGCUCCAGGUGCCCAAUACUCGAAAAUCGAGCUUGCCUUUUGAAACCGGAUUACACAAAGACAACUCAAGACCUGAUUCUAAUGCCAUCGAAACUCCUAGCAAAGGACCUGUAAGGGAUGAUUUCCAUGUUACGAGACCAAUUAUCCAUCGGAUGGAUACUAAGCCUAGACCUGUGUCAAAUAUCGGUCGAAAGAAUCUCCAGCCAUUGAAGCUUCCGCCGCUCAAUCUAUUGCCCCUAAGCAUUCCUAUGACUACCAAGAUUGAAUCUUUGCGGGAUAAAAAUACCGAGGAUACGACCCUGCGCAUCUCUCGUACACCUCCACCCCGUCAAACCCUGGCCAAGACUCCGACUACCCCAAUGACCGCUUCUAAAGCGAGCUUCUUUUCCCACAAUCUCCACGAUCACGAACCCCUACCAUCCACGCAACCGAGGAGCACUAGUUCACACCAUGCACUUCUCACUGACCCAAUACGGUUCAGGGCCCAGAAUAGCUCCAGUGCUCUUGAGCCUUUGGAUAUUCUGUCUGACCACAGAAGCGUUUCGCCCUAUGUUUCUUCAUCAUUACCCAAGACCAGUGGAGAGUUCUCUCAUGUUCCACCCCAGCUUCCCAGCGAAUACUCUAGGAAUAACGCUAGCAGGCUUACUGGCCCGCGUCCUCAAACUCAGUUUGCUACCUUUUCACCACGGCUUGAGGGGUCAAGCUUAGGGCCCCCAACGACUAUAGAUACCGAAUCUGAGAGUAGUGCACCGCCGUUCACUCGGCGAAACCCUAGCUCCGAUCACCAGAGAACAAAGUCAUACCACACAAUCAAGGAACCAGGCAGCGAUUCGGCUAAAUAUGGCAGCAUGCCUCCUCCAAAACUUCCGGCCUCAGCUACUUGGAAUAAUUUAUUAACAGCUGGGCAAAACCCCGGCUCUAAACCUACAUACUUGCACUCAAGACGCAAAGCAUCUAUGUCGAGCGUCACGAACGGUCUGGUUCAACGGACACAGAGCAUUAGCAGCGAACAGAGCCUGGCGCUCAACCCUAGCCCUUCUACAGAUGCUGGUGAUACGGACAGCCCAGCAAACCCCUCAGCGUCCUCCUUAUUAUCACCAGUACAUAAGCUUCUAUCCAGCUCCAAACCAACGACGCCCAAACUUCGUCCUCAAGAUCAGAAUUUUGACCGUGACGACUUAUCGGCUGAAGAGGAGAUGAGGAAGCUAGGUAGUAAACGGAAAGAUUUCGAGACCGCUGCGAAGGAAUUGGAAGAAUUGCGACGCAGGGCAAGUCCUAAGGAGCGAGUUGGACCUGCCCAGGCUCUCAAGAUGGCGAGUUUGAAUAUCUUCGAGAAAGGUGAAAUUAUUGAUUUCAAAGAUAUCUACUUCUGUGGUACGCACAAGGCGAAAAAACAUGUCGGAGAUCUGAAUGCCCAAGCUGCCAAUUUUGGGUAUGACGAUGAACGUGGCGAUUACAACAUCGUCAUUGGGGACCACCUGGCAUACCGCUAUGAAAUUGUCGAUAUUCUGGGCAAGGGAAGUUUUGGUCAGGUAGUCCGAUGCGUUGAUCAUAAAACUGGCGUUCUUGUCGCAGUGAAGAUUAUCAGAAAUAAAAAGCGAUUCCACCAGCAGGCACUCGUCGAAGUAAAUAUCCUGCAGAAGCUUAAGGAAUGGGACCCCCACCGACGCCAUAGCGUUGUGAACUUUACUCAAAGCUUUUACUUCCGUGGACACCUGUGUAUAUCGACUGAACUUCUGGGAAUGAACCUGUACGAGUUUAUCAAAGCUCAUGAUUUUAGGGGAUUCUCCCUCAAGCUCAUCCGCCGGUUUACAAAGCAGCUGCUCAGCACUUUAGUUCUUUUGCAUAAAAACAAGGUCAUUCAUUGCGACUUGAAACCGGAAAAUGUACUCCUAGCCCACCCUAUGCAUUCAGAAAUCAAGGUGAUAGACUUUGGCUCCAGUUGUUUUGAGAAUGAGAAAGUGUACACUUACAUUCAGAGCCGCUUUUACCGUUCCCCUGAAGUUAUAUUGGGCAUGUCGUAUGGUAUGCCCAUUGACAUGUGGAGUGUAGGUUGCAUACUUGCUGAAUUAUUCACUGGCUACCCUAUAUUCCCUGGUGAAAACGAGCAAGAGCAGCUAGCAUGUAUUAUGGAGGUGUUCGGGCCACCCGAAAAGCACCUCAUAGAAAAGAGUACACGGAGAAAACUUUUCUUCGACUCUCUUGGGAAACCUCGCUUGACAGUCUCAUCCAAGGGGAGAAGGAGAAGGCCAAGCUCCAAAGAUCUCCGGCAAGCCUUGAAGUGCGAUGAUGAUGCUUUCCCAGACUUUAUCGCACGCUGUUUACGAUGGGAUCCAGCACGAAGACUCACACCAAAUGACGCUUUGAACCACGAGUUCAUCACCGGCAUAAAGUCCAUCCCCCGAUCACGAGGCUAUCUUGCCCCGAUAAACUCACCUGGAAAGCGCAUGGCUUCCGGACCCGCUUCGUCGACCAUACGGCCACUCCCUGAUCCUCCAUCUCAUAGCACCAAGAGUGCGGGAAGACCACGAGACAUGCCAAGCCAAUCUCCCAUUAAAAAUACCGGACCAAAGAGGAAUUCGGCUACUACGAAUGUAUCCGCGGCGAACAGUGCAACAAAACGGACGUCAAAUGGGAAUCUGAUGACUGGUUCUGCCUUACCACGUGUCACAAGAGCUACGAGUGGAAAAGCAGAUCUUGCAACAGCGGCAGCGGCAACCAGCUUGAAAACAAGGUGAUGAUGCGGCCUCUCUCGUACUCUUCAAUAAAUUCAGCCCUGGCUCCCUUAACCUGUGGUUCCUAAAAAGAGAGUAAAGCAGGCGAAGAAUACUUCGUUAAUUGCUAUAACGCUUCGAAAUGCCCCCUGCACUGUUUCAUAUUCGGUUCGCAAACUUCUUUUCAGUUCAUACCCCACGCUCUGCGUUUGCUCUUCUUGUUCUGUAUCCAGUUUCGACAGGCUCACCCGCCCACUCACUCAUUCUAAAAUUGCGCGUGUUUCUUGAUAUGCCCGCUGUAUUUAAUUAAUGUCCCGUAUUCGCUCUUGCUUUUUCCCUCAUUUUUGUCUCUAAUGAUGUAUAGCAAAGUAAACAAGUUUCUUUCCCGCUUGUUUAUCCCCGGGAAUGGAAACUUUGCAUUUGGAUUUUUUGACCCUCGUCCCCCAUUUCUCCCCUUUUCGUUAUCUAGCUUAUAUUGCCGUGUAUCAUCACUAAUCGCGUCCGGCUCUCUUUUUCAUGUCAACUCAUUUCUUUUCUGUUUUUUGGGAAGACUACCGGUUCGAUCAUAUCGCGGCGUGGCCUUACUGGCUAAUUUUCAUCAUAUUCCCUUUCUUUUCGUGGCUUGCCCGGUUGUCCCUACAGCCGGUAUUGUUCAUUUCUUACUGUACUCGCUUUGCCCUAUAUUCAUUUACAUCCCCUCUUUCCUUCCCUGUUCUUUUUACACUUUUUCUUAGACAUACAGCAUACACCUAUUUCGCACAGCAGAUUUUUUUCAAUUAUGGGAGAGAAGAGCCUUUUCGUACAGGAUAUCAUUUUUUCCUUCUAGCUCCUUUCUUCGCAUGCUCAUUAUUGUCUAACACCUCUUCGACCUAUCUUUUUUUUUUCUUUUUUUUCGUGUUCCUAUCCUUCUUCAUUUGUUGAUCUCCCUUUUCUUUUUUACUCCAUAUUUCAUUGUACAUAUAACAUACAUUGACCUCGGUGUCUUGUUGGUUCGGGCUUGAUUUAAUUGAUGCGGCUAUGUGUGUUUAGUUUUUCAUCGUCUUUUCUUGAGGUUUUUUUUUUUUUUUUGAAGUCUUGUCUUUGAGCUAGAUUUUUACUACAUCUCCUAUUUAUGACAAUGUUUCUUCUUAUUCUUGAGCGCAAUCAGACAUAUAUCCCAUUUGUUUUCAGAUUGCUACGGUUUAUAGGAUCUAACUAUUUAUUACAUAUAUUUAACUCUCAUGGCAUCAGCCAUCCAUCCAAUAUAAAAAGGGGAAUCA